GAAGGUAACUAUUUUCCGGUAACACCGCUGUACAUUAUUUCAUACAAACUUUCACGUUUUGUAUUUUCUGGCGAUUAUUUGUUAUGACAAAACGAAAAUAUUCUGCGACUGUAGUAACCGAAAGUUCCAAACAAAACUUGGAACAAGUAGGGAGUACGAAAAAGAUUUGUGGUGACAAAAAUGUAAUACCUCCAACAGCUGAAGAAAUGAAAGAAUAUAAAGAAAUUGAAAAUCUUCAACAUUCUUCUCUUUUCCGAAUGCAGAUUAAAGAGCUUUUGUCAGAGGUAAAAGUGAGUUUUGCGAAGAGAAUGAAAAUAGAGAAAAGUGUACAGAAACUUGUCGAUGUCUUACAGAACUUACCUAAAGGUGAAAGCUACCAGUUAAAUGAUCAAGAAUGGGUUCAGAAACAUGGUCUUUCAGUUCCUUUGGUACAGAAACCCUCUACAGUUGAAGGGACAUUCUGCUUUCACCCACCAUCAUCAGUCAAUAUUAUUGGUAGUUUCCCAUUAGACACCUGUCUUAAACUAGGGCUCCAUGUUGACAUUGCUGUGAAGAUUCCAAAGAAAUUCUUUGAUACUAGAGACUUCCUGAACCAGCGGUAUAUCCGUAAGAGAGCUCUGUAUUUGGUGGCUUUGGCUGCACACCUGAAAAAUGAAGCAUUUGUUGAAGAGUUGAGCUUCACUUACCAUCAUGGUGAUCCUUAUAAACCAAUACUUAUAGCUGUUCUUCGAGAUGCCAAAGAUAGUUGUGAGGUUCACAUUCAUCCAGUGACCACUUAUUUUAAACAUUCACGAUUUUCUCACAACAAGUGCAAUGUGCGACAGGCUUGGUUUUAUUCAGGAACUGAUGUCGAGGUCAAGGAUGAUGAUGAAAAUCUAUUGCUCCCAACACCCUACUACAACAUGUCUAUUUUAAAAGAUCUGUUGAUCACAGAAAAUCAAAAUUUACUCAAAGAAUCUCUGUGUGUUGACAGUGGUCAGCUAAAAGAUGGAAUUAUUCUUUUAAAAGUUUGGCUCCAUCAAAGAGACUUGAAUACAGGUUAUGGUGCUGUGUCUGGUUUUAUAAUUUCAAUGUAUGUAGCCUACCUUCUUAAGCUGAAGAGAUUGAAUAAAUUAAUGAGUAGCUAUCAAGUGUUCCGCACAACCCUGUACAACCUUGCAAACAGUGACUGGGUUAAAGAUGGUAUCAGCUUCUACAAUCACGAAUCACAAGAAAAUGCACCAACUUUAGACAGUUUUAUAGAAGCUUUUGAUGUAACUUUUGUAGACUCCACUGGAUUUCUUAAUUUUACAGCUGCUUUAUCAUCUUAUACAUUUUUGGAAUUGCAACAUGAAGCUUCUAUGACUCUUGAAAUAUUGGAUUCUCAAAAUAGAGAUUGUUUCCAUACUAUUUUCAUUCAAAAAAUUCCAUUUUGCAUGCGGUAUGACCAGAUAUUUCAUAUCACUGAUAUGAAUGCACUGAAAGAAUUAUCUACAAAACCAAAAUUUUCCCAGAAAAAUCUAGACUUUGGUGGGUCUUGUGUUCUAGCAGUUCUUCCAAAUCUAAUGAACUUCAUUCAUAAAAUUCUAUCCAAACGAGUGAGGCAUCUCCAAAUGAAACCUAUAGUUACCUCUAAGUGGUCAGUCAAUGAAGAACCACCACACAAUUCUUUAGAGUGUUUGACUUUUGGUCUCAGUUCAGAUGAGGAACAUUGCUACAGUAUUAUGGAGAAAGGACCCCCAGCUGACCACCAAGAUGCUAAAGAAUUCCGAGAACUUUGGUCAGGGAAAUCUGAAUUGAGAAAAUUUAAAGACGGUACCAUUUGUGAGGCUGUCAUUUGGCUCAACAAACCAACUAUGUACAAGAAAAGGAUGAUUUUUUAUGAAAUUAUUUCUUUUAUGUUAAAUACAUACUUCUCUAUUCCACCGGAAGCUAUUGUAUUUCCUGCAACUUGUAUUGAAUCCAUCCUAACUCUUCCUAAAGAAGCUAGUCCAGAGGAGGAUUAUGGCACAGGUGAAGAAGCCAGCAUUAAAGUAAACCAAGCCUGUGAUAAACUUAGGAAAAUUAUUAGCGACAUUAAAAUUACUGUUGAUAUCAAAGAUAUUCAAGGAAUUUCUCCUGUUUUUCGAUUUGCUGAGGUAUUUCCUGCUCUUGGUUGCAGAGAUUCACCAAAUUGUUUGUCUCAGAAAAACCGAAACAUCCCAAGUCCUGAUCUUUGUCCUCAUUAUUGUCCUGUUGUCACUGUUCUGUGUAUGGUUGGAACACAAGGACAGGAUCCUGAGGAUCUUGAGACGUUAUAUCGUUUGAAGGCGCUCUAUCUCUUAGAACUAAUGAAGAGUUUACAAAAGAAAUUUAAACUUGUAAUUUCAUAUCAUAAACAAUAUUUAGAUAUUCUGGUGGAUGAAAUUGUGUUCCGGUUAAAGUUGUGUUUCAAUCCAGAAAUAGAACUAUUAAAGGAGCCACAUACUAGUGUCGAAGGAGAAAAGGUUCACAGUAAUGAGUCCCUCUGUUUAUGGGCUGAGACGAGGGUCAUGCCAAAACUGACCAGUGUACUUCGUGGUCUUGGUCAACAACACCAAACUUAUGGCCUUGUUGUACGUUUAGCCAAGCGCUGGCUCGCAGUCCAUUUCUUAUCUGAUGACAUUCCUGCUAUAGCAAUUGAGUUACUGGUGGCAAGUCUGUUUUUAGAUCCUUAUCCAUUUGAAGUACCACGAGGAUCAAUUUGUGGCUUCCUUCGUUUCCUUUACUUGGUGUCAACAUUUGACUGGGCAACAAGUCCGUUCUUUGUCAACUUAAACAAUGAAUAUUCAGGGGCAGAAAUUAGCCAAAUUAAAGCAGACUUCAGUGUUCGAACAAGUUUUCCUCCUAUGACAAUUUGUAUCCCUCUCGACAAAGAAGUGGUUUCGUUUUGGACUCGUGAAAAGCCUAACCAGAUGAUGCUAAAUCGCUUAAUUUUGAUUGCCAAACAGUCAUUGUGUACAUUACAAGAGAUGUUGAUAUGGCCAGCUAGUGAUUUAAAGAAAAUAUUCCGCCCAUCUCUGGAGCCAUUUGAUGUGGUUAUUCAUUUAAAACAUGACCAAGAAGCUAGUCCAGGUCAAGCUAUUGACUCCAUUGGCAGAAGGAAUUACCCAGCAUUUCUUAGUAAUCCUUCCAAUCUUCCAGUUGUUGAUUACCGACCAAAACAGCUUUUCAUGAAAGAUCUCAGGGAAACAUUUGGUCACCUUGCUUUGUUUUAUAGUGAUGAAUACAGUAGCAGUGUGAUAGGAGUUUUAUGGAGACCUAAGAUAUUUCAACCUCAAGGGUUCAAGGUAUCAUUAGUGAAUGGUCAGUGUUUGUUUGAAGAAUCCUCUAAAGAGAACCAGCUUGUGCCAAACAUUGAAGCUAUUAUUGAAGAUAUGAAGAUUCUUGGCAAUGGAAUUGUAGAACAUAUUAAAGUGAAAACUAUGUCUUUACUCACAUAAUGUUCUCCAAUGCUUUGUUUAGACUGUAAAGACAAACUCUGUGUGUGUGUAUAUAGUUAUGGUUUGUGUUUUACAUUUGAAAUUGACCAUUACAGAUUUAACCCAGUUUUUCUGAUGAAUAUUUCUGUUUCCAUUUCCUGCUGGAAAACCAUUUUGCAUCACUCUCCAUUCCUGACCACAGGGAUUUGUUUCUAUUUCAUCUCAUCCUGCCUGAAUAAAAUCACUUUUCAAAGAAACUUACAUUGGCAGGACAUAAAAAUUCAACAUAUUAAGAACUGAGUAAAACUUGUAAAUAAAUUCUUCAUAAAAGGAUGCAAAAGACGAGCUUGUGAUAGCAGCUUGUUAAUAAACAUUUCAUUUCCACAA
Octopus bimaculoides (California two-spot octopus) is the source of this 3806-nucleotide messenger RNA. RefSeq names its product nucleolar protein 6. The record is from RefSeq and is a predicted model, not a curated record. Lineage: Eukaryota; Metazoa; Mollusca; Cephalopoda; Octopoda; Octopodidae. Gene Ontology annotation, cellular component: CURI complex; UTP-C complex; small-subunit processome. Gene Ontology annotation, biological process: rRNA processing; tRNA export from nucleus.